GAGAAAAGAAAAGAAAUGAAAUAAAAAUGUAAUAUACUUAUUACCGGUUCCUAAGACAGCGAGAUUGCGAGACGAACUUGGUGUGUAGAAAUGGUUAUGGUUACCUGAAUGUUCCUUUCGUUUUUUAUUCCUUUCCUUUGUUGUUGUUCGGUAUAUUGGCAAUCGGCUUCUUGUCUUCUCCCACUUCUCCACCUCCGCUCGAUCCCUCGCUUCAGACCACAGCUCAUCCCUCAACUAGUAGCAUCUCAUCAUUUCUCUGCCUUUUUUCUCACUGCUAUGAUUGAAUUGUCUAUUCUCCACUCGGAUCAUAGUUUCAUUACUGCCUACGACGAUUCUCUGAAGGAAGUUUGAUCUACUGUUUGCUCUACCAGCGGGAUCCAAUCCAGGGGGGGAGGGGACUAAUAUGGAUCAGUUUGACGCAUUCUUUAGGAGAGCCGAUUUGGAUGGUGAUGGAAGGAUUAGUGGAGCUGAAGCUGUUUCUUUCUUUCAGGGCUCCAAUUUGCCUAAAAAUAUUCUUGCGCAGAUAUGGAUGCAUGCUGAUCAGAGAAAAACAGGUUUUCUUGGUCGACCGGAAUUUUAUAAUGCUCUCAGACUUGUGACUGUUGCUCAAAGUAAGCGAGAGCUGACACCUGAAAUUGUAAAGGCAGCACUAUAUGGUCCUGCUGCAGCGAAAAUCCCCCCACCGAAGAUUGAUCUGCAGGCUGUAUCUGCCCCUCAAUCAACUUCAGUGCCUGCUGCAUCUCCUCCACAGAUGAGUAUACCUGCAUCAACGGGAUCUCAAAAUUUUGGCUUUAGAGGACAAGGGGUUCCAAAUGUGGGCGUGAACCAGCAGUAUGUAUCAGCCCAGCCAAACCCUUCCAUGAGGUUACCUCAAGCCACACCUGGUGGUGUUGCUUCCAAUAUGCAACUGGUUGUUUCUUCUGAACCUUCUGGAGGAGGAAAUCUACUGGGUUCAAAUCUUUCAAACUCAAAUGAUUGGCUCAAUGGAAGGCCAGGUGGGGGCCCUGCUGCUGGGCCUAGAGGAGUCGGUCCUUCUGUGCCUUCCCCAGCUACUUCGUUAUCUCCAGCUUUAAUGACUUCGCAACCUAUGCCUAAUGAUAGAGCACCAGCUGUUACUGGUAAUGGAUUUGCUUCUAAGUCAGCAUUUGGUGCUGACAUGUUUUCUGUUACUCCAUCUCCACCUAGACCAGAAUCUUCUGGACUCAACAAUGCAGCUAAUAGUAGUAUUGGUCCAUCAGCUAUUGUUCCAGUUUCCAGUGUAUCCCAACCUUUAAGUAAGUCCACAUCAUUGGAGUCAUUGCAGAGUGCAUUUGUUUCAAGACCAUUAGCUAGUUCACAGUUUCAGCUUUCUCAGUCACCACUGGAACCUAAAAAGGAGGUUCGAGCGGCAGGUCCAUCGCCACUUAUAUCUUCUGGGAUCACAACUGGAGCCAGUAACUCUACUUCUGAAAAUGCGCAGUUUACUUGGCCAAAGAUGAAACCAACUGAUGUUCAGAAGUACACAAAAGUUUUUAUGGAAGUAGACACUGACAGAGAUGGCAGAAUUACCGGUGAGCAGGCACGGAAUCUAUUUUUAAGUUGGAGGUUACCUAGAGAGGUCUUGAAGCAGGUGUGGGACUUAUCUGAUCAAGACAAUGACAGCAUGCUUUCUCUCAGAGAGUUUUGUUUUGCUUUAUAUCUAAUGGAACGUUACAGGGAAGGACGGCCACUUCCAGCUGUGCUUCCAAAUAAUGUUAUGUUUGAUGAAACUCUGUUGUCCAUGACAGGACAAUCUAACAUUGUCCAUCCAAAUGCAGCUUGGGGUCCUCGUCCGGGAUUUGGACAGCAGCAACCUCAGGUCACUGCUCGGUCAAUGGCACCAACUGCAGGAUUGAGACCGCCAACAAAUAUACCUGCUUCAAGAGCUGAUGGUGCUAAACUAUCCAAUGAGCAGAAAUCAAGGGCUCCGGUGUUGGAGGAUUCAUUUCUGGACCAGCCUGAGAAGGCUCAAGAUGCUGCAGCAUCUGAGAAAAAGGUUGGAGAGACUGCGAAUGUUAUUUUGGAUUCAAAAGAAAAGAUGGAGUAUUAUCGCACAAUGAUGCAGGAACUUGUUCUACAUAAAAGCAGAUGUGAUAAUAGAUUGAAUGAAAUAACAGAAAGGGCAUCUGCUGACAAGCGUGAGGCAGAAUCUUUGGGAAAAAAAUAUGAGGAAAAAUACAAGCAGGUGGCUGAAAUAGCAUCCAAGUUAACCAUUGAAGAGGCAAAAUAUCGUGAUGUUCAAGAAAGGAAGACAGAGUUGCAUCAAGCAAUUAUUAAAAUGGAACAAGGAGGAAGUGCCGAUGGUAUUCUUCAGGUCCGAGCUGAUCGAAUACAAUCUGAUAUUGAAGAGCUCAUAAAGGCUUUAACUGAACGUUGUAAGAAACAUGGAUUUGAUGUUAAGUCGGCAGCUAUAAUUGAGCUUCCAGUAGGUUGGCAACCUGGAAUUCCGGAUAAUGCAGCUAUUUGGGAUGAAGAGUGGGAUAAAUUUGAAGAUGAAGGAUUUUCCAAUGACCUCAACCUUGAUCCAAAAAGUGUUUCUGCCUCAAAACCAAAAAUGUCAGACAGUGAAAAGGAUUUAGCAGAUUAUAACUCAACUCCUGAUUCAUCCUCAAAUGCCAAUGGAAAAACAGGGCACUCCUUCAGUAACAACAAUCGUGGCCUCGAGAGUGAAUCUUUGUAUAGCCACAGUGAAGAUGAGUCAGCAAGAAGUCCAUAUGGCAGUCCAGCUGCUAAGACAUCUCUAGAAAGCCCUUCUCGUGACUUUUCAGAUGCUGGUUUUGAAAAAAGUCCGGAGGCAUAUGGAAGUUUCAAUGACUCCGCCUGGGGCACCUUUGACAAUAAUGACGAUGUGGACUCAGUUUGGGGAAUAAAACCAGUUAAUACCAAGGAGCCAGACUCGGAAAAGCACAGAGAUUUCUUUGGAUCCAGUGAUUUUGAUACAAGCUCCGUCAGAACAGGGUCCCCGAAUGCAGAUAGCUUCUUUCAGAGAAAAAGCCCAUUUUUUGAGGAUUCUGUCCCUCCCACUCCCCUCUCUAGAUUCGGCAACUCUUCCCCUCGCUAUAGCGAUGUGGGGGAUCACUACUUUGACAAUUCCUCCAGGUUUGAUUCUUUCAGCAUGCAGGAUGGCAGUUUUUCUCCUCAGCGUGAGAAGUUCUCUAGGUUCGAUUCAAUAAGCAGUUCUCACGAUUUUGGCAAUAAUCAAGAGAAGUUCUCUAGGUUCGAUUCAAUAAGCAGUUCUUGUGAUUUUGGCCAUAAUCAAGACAAGUUUUCAAGGUUUGAUUCUAUGAGUAGUAGCAUGGACUUCGGCCAGAAUAGCCAGAGGCAUGCCAGGUUUGACUCGAUUGGCAGCUCCAAAGAUUUCGGCCAUGGUGCCUUCUCUUUUGAUGAUGCAGAUCCGUUUGGAACCUCUGGCCCCUUUAAAGUCUCAUCAGAGAGCCACAGUCCGAAGAAAAGUUCUGACAAUUGGAGAGCUUUUUAACCAUUAGGUUCCGUUCGAGUUUAUACUUGUAUCAAUUCUCUUGUUUGACCCCAUCUUUGUCUUGUUCUUUAUAUUGAGCCGGGUGCCGUUGUUUUUUUUUCCUGUUUUUAUGGCUUGGAAGAAGUUAGAACAUGAGUUGGAUGGUCAUAUUUUUGUAUGUUAUGGUGGUGCUUUAUGUAUUGUAUUGAUUUCAUGACAUUAUAUUG
Cucumis melo (muskmelon) is the source of this 3702-nucleotide messenger RNA. RefSeq lists its product as uncharacterized. The coding region runs from base 404 to 3496 and encodes 1030 amino acids. The transcript has 13 exons. Gene Ontology annotation, biological process: endocytosis; endosomal transport. Gene Ontology annotation, molecular function: calcium ion binding; protein binding. NCBI's taxonomy places the organism in Eukaryota, Viridiplantae, Streptophyta, Magnoliopsida, Cucurbitales, Cucurbitaceae. Gene Ontology annotation, cellular component: cytoplasm; plasma membrane; nucleus. The record is from RefSeq and is a predicted model, not a curated record.